AUGUCAGCCAACGAGUCAAAACGUCGCACCGAACACAGAUCGCUGGAUAUUAGGCCGUUCCAGUAUGAGCCUUUGGAUGAGGGAAUCGACUGCACAAGAUUCUUGAAAAUUCAUCCUGCAAGAAAUGACAACGGCCCUAUAAGCUGCGACCUGGUGCAGAUUGCAUUCGGCGCAAGGCCAAGCUACGAAGCUCUGUCAUACAGAUGGGGCGAUGAGACUUACACGAAUUCAAUCUUACUCAACGGCAGCCACUUCCUCGUGGGAAGGAACCUCUAUGACGCCCUUCAAUACCUUCGCAAUCAAGGUGGUUUUGGUCUUCUGUGGGUUGACGCCAUCUGCAUCGACCAGAAGAGGGUCCAGGAGCGCAAUAAACAAGUUGCCAUCAUGAGGCACAUAUACUUCCGAGCACAAACCGUCGUCAUUUGGCUCGGAAAGUUGUACUCGGAAUACCAGCAAGGCAUCGACGCUCUUGAAUUGCGUCACGCUCCAGGCGACGUCUCGGUGAAUGAAGCUUUGGGCUGUUCAACCGACUCUAACCAACCCGAUGAUGCACAUACAGCAGGUUUGAAGGUUGAGAGCAAGAUGGUCCUUCGAUUGGCAAAGGAUGAGUACUGGAAGAGGCUCUGGAUCGUUCAAGAGAUUGGGCUCGCCAGACAUAGGCGCGUCUGCUUCGGCAAUAUGGCCAUGAAUUGGAACAGUUUCAUCAAAAUGAUGACGCUUCACAGCACCGAUGGUGAAGGGCCUCUUCUACUAAAUCAGCAAAUCGAGAGCAAAUAUGAAGGCGCUCAUACAAUGAGAAGCCUUCUUUACGAACAUCGAUUCUCUCAAUGUAAGGACCCUAAAGAUAAGAUUUUUGGGUUGAUUGGCCUGGCAGUGGAUGGCCACGGCUUUCCGAAACCAGACUACGACAAGUCACCGGUUCAAAUUUGGACAGAUACCAUGGAGUUCAUGAACGAACAUGACCUAUUUGAUCAGGACAAAGAAGUUGACAUUAUCUUUUACGGGACAUUGGUCAAAUUUCUUCUCAUGGGGACACGAAGCACGCUGGGCCAACAAGUCCUGGGGCCAUGUGUUGUGGAAGCAGAGACGCAGCUGAUCCAUGCAUCCGGACCUUUCGCCGAAACCAAAGAUUCGAGAGUUUUCACAUUGACGGGAUAUGUGGUUGGCUGCAUUCAAUCUAUCGGCCCUUCGACGAAAGACAUCGCCGAUAAUCUCGGCAAAGUUGACGAAUGGUCUUUCAAAGUCCAGGUCAACUAUCGAAACGAUCUUGGCGCUGCCUACGAGCAAAGCAACAAUCUUUUGAGGGCCCUAUUGACUAAAGAAGAUGCGGAGGUCUCUCGACUUUGCUUCAAUCAGACUAGUCUUGUUGAAUGGACAGCUUUGGCAAACUCUGGCACCCCUUUGGGAGAAUAUUCGGCAUGGUUUGCUAACCACAAGCAUGAACUGAAGCCUCCUGAGAAUCCUAGUCUUUCCGACUCUUCUUCGACUACUAAAGCAACAGCGGACACAAACCAACUUCUAUACCAGCUGUACACUGGAUAUUGCAAGAAAGCGCGGACUAAAUGGAAGAUGGGAGUCGCUUCAGGCCAAGCAGAGCUAGGCGAUUUGGCAGGUGGUGGAAAAAACGAUCAGGUCGGGACGAGCGCCAUGCCCUGGAGGUUCCGGGCAAGUAACAAUCAGGCGCAGCUGUCUGUUGAGUAUAAGAGCGAAUCUAUCAUUGCCAAAAACUGA
Molecule: messenger RNA, 1731 nt
Organism: Colletotrichum orchidophilum
Lineage: Eukaryota; Fungi; Ascomycota; Sordariomycetes; Glomerellales; Glomerellaceae
Product: HET domain-containing protein
Exons: 2
Coding region: 1-1731 (576 amino acids)
Source: RefSeq, a predicted model, not a curated record